AUGGCGACCGGGUACCGCCGCGUGCGGCCGCGGAUGCAGGCCAGCGACAUGCGCGGGAAUCGCGUCGUGCAAACGAACGCCUUUGACCGCGAUGAACUGCCGCUGCUUGGCAAGAAUGCAGGGAAGGUGCUGUUUGCGCAUCCAGCAUACCCGAUUCCAGUCACGGCCAUGCCCACCGCCUACGACUGGGCCUGCGGAAUCUGUGGGUUCUACCAGAAGCCUCCGGAUGCCGUCCAAGAUGACAAUGACGAGCGCUACGUUGCGAGGCGCGGGCUGUUUCAGUCGGCGCUCACCGCCAUCCCGAACAACUUCAACGUGUGCUCAAGCUGCCUCAAGGCCAAAUGCAACCCAUGGCAGGCACAGCGCGACGCGUUUACACAGGGCAGCCCCAUCCGCUUCUUCGGCCUCAAGUGCCUCGGACGACUGCCCGUCACCGACACCUGGCCAGCACACGACGAUCAGGAGGCGCUGCUUGAGGUGCUGGAUGACGCGAUGCGAAACCGCGAUCUCCGCCGGCGAAGUGGACCGCACAAGUUCAUCGCCAUGUCCCUGUCACACCUCGACGUUGGCGACGAUCCCGACUUCUUCAAGCUCGACCAGCACAACCCGCGCACAGACGAGUCCACCAAGCGUUAUCCCAUCACAGACGCAUACAGCCUCACAUUCGUCGACGACAACCCGAACUUCUAUGUGUUGCUUGUGGUGCGCGAAGGGUCGCACGCGGUGUGUCAUGUCUUCCUGCUCCCCACCGCCGAGCUCGCUGUGCACAUUGUCGAGACCUUCGAUAACGCUAUCCAACACCUCUACACAGAGGCCGUGUUGGCAUCACUGGAGGACAACAUUGCUGCUGGAAUUGAGGGCCGGCUCACCAUUGAGGAACAGAUGCAGCGGCGGCGGGCUGAGGAGGCGCAACGUGUUCGCGCGGCGAAACGACGAGCGGAGAGGGAGAGACGCGAGGAGCAGCAACGCAUACGCCAACAGCAGCAGCAGCAGCAGCUUAUGCAGCAGCAGAGGGAGGUGGCGGAGUUGAGGCACAGGACAAUGAGCGAUGACGAAGCUAAUGACACUUAUGAUGAGGGUGAUGGUGGUGGCAUGGGUGGUGUUGAUCAUGUGCAGCUGCGGCGACGGAUAUCGCGACGACGGCCCAAGACGCCAACGAGUCCCGACCGCGCGCGCACCCGCCCCAGCCAGGCACUCAUGGAUACGCAAGGUGGCGCAUCGCGGGCGCGACUGUCCGUCUUUGGGCUCUUUGGUGAAGAGCAAGAGCCGCCUCCUGCCCCACGCUACAACCCGGCGCAACGCGCGUCCUUCAUGAAAGUAAACGCGUUUAGCGAGGGCGAUCGGCGCCAGACACGCCCCCUCCGUGGGAUGAGCGUCAGCACAGAUGACGACGGUGACGCAACUGCCGCGCGAACGCUUGACAUGACCGCAUCAUCACCGCCGCCGCCGCCGCCACCACCGUCAGUGCCAGCGCCGUUGGCGCCCGGUGGUGGCAUGACGGGUGCACAGCAGGGGGCGAGUGGCUCUUCGCCAAAGGAGCAACGACGCAAAGAGAGGGAGGCGACUGCGAGCGGCGAGGUGAAGCAGUACAUGCAGUCCCUGCAGCCCGUCUUCACCACCACAGAGAUGGCGAAAUUCGUGAAGCUCCUUCGCACAUACCGAUCAACGCGCGACUUUGCUGACUUCACGCGGCAGCUGCUGGAUCUCUUUGGCCCUUCGAGAUACCACCACCUUCCAGGGCUGCGCGCGUUCUUGAAACCGAGCGACCGUCCGGAAUAUGAGGCCUUCCUCCGCGAACACGAUAUCGCCGUCAACUAG
Salpingoeca rosetta is the source of this 1818-nucleotide messenger RNA. RefSeq lists its product as uncharacterized. The record is from RefSeq and is a predicted model, not a curated record. The coding region runs from base 1 to 1818 and encodes 605 amino acids. The transcript has 14 exons. Lineage: Eukaryota; Choanoflagellata; Craspedida; Salpingoecidae.